AUGUCUCGACUGGAUAUUCUCGCUGCGCAAAGCCCAGUUGACUUCGACUUUGACGUUGUCUCGUGUUCCCCCUCUUCCGGCUUCGCGCGCUCAUAUUCAGAGAAACUUCUUGCCAAUGCAAUUGUAAACGGACUGCUAUCCUCUGUCCAAGCCCACGACAAUGCUGUCAUUUCUCGGCAGCGGGAAAGCGACGGCCCUGCCGACGAUGAUGUAACCGUGCCCGGCCUGCCGCCGCUGCUGCGUGGCCACCCCGACAUACACCUCAGAAAUGGUGUCAUGCACGCGUCGCACCUCGCUGCUUCUGGCGAGUCGGACGCGGAAAAGGCUUUUUUCGUAGCCGAUCUCAGCUACGUCUUUAGACAGCAUGAGCGCUGGGAUAAAAAUCUCCCUGAGAUCGAGCCUUUCUAUGCCAUCAAGUGCAACCCGGACCCUUACGUACUGCGUUUGCUCGCAGCGGUUGGAGCGGGCUUCGACUGCGCUUCCAUCGGCGAGAUCUCGCGGGUAUUGGAACUCGGUGUGGAUUCCUCGCGCAUCAUUUUCGCCAACCCGUGCAAGGCCACGUCGUUCAUCCGAAACUCGGCGAAAGCGGGUGUAGACAUGAUGACGUUCGACAACACGGAUGAGCUGUACAAGAUCGCCCGCGUCCACCCCGGCGCGAAACUCGUCGUGCGCAUCUUGACCGACGACUCCAAGAGCCUGUGCCGCCUCGGGCUCAAGUUCGGUGCCCCACUGGUGACCGUGCCCGGGCUACUCACGAAGGCUCGCGAGCUGAAGCUCGACGUCAUUGGGGUCAGCUUCCACGUGGGGAGUGGCUGUUUUGAUUCGUUGGCGUAUGCGGACGCUGUAGAGCGCGCGCGCUCCGUGUUCGAGAUGGGCAGGGAAGCCGGGUAUGCGUUUUCCCUUCUGGAUGUGGGCGGCGGCUUCGAGGACGUGACUUUCGAGGCUACCGCUUCCAUUCUCAUGGACGCGAUCAACCGCUACUUCCCGGACAGGCGGGGCAUCCGAAUCAUCGCGGAGCCUGGGAGAUACUAUGUCUCGAGGGCGUUUAGUCUCGCUGCGAACGUGAUUGCGCGGCGGGCGCCCCCCGCACUUGACGCAAGUCCUCAAGAUCUCGAUGUGGAUCCCGAGCAGCCCAGUGUGAUGUACUACAUCAACGACGGCGUGUAUGGUUCGUUCAAUUGCAUUCUAUUCGAUCACCAGGUCCCGCAGCCAUACGUGCUGUCGCUAAACGGAUCCUUCCACGUCCCGGCCUCAGUUCCGCUGCGCCCUUGCAGCGUGUGGGGCCCUACGUGUGACUCGAUCGACUGCGUGUGCCCCGUUACGCAGCUCCCGGACGCGCUGCAGGUGGGCGACUGGCUGGCGUUUGAGAACAUGGGCGCGUACACGGUAUGUGCCGCCAGCCAGUUCAACGGGUUCGAGGUCAGCAAUGUCAUAUACACUACCGGCGGCGGGGCGGGUGCCGCCGAGGUGCGCAGGAUCCUGAAAAAGGCGUUGGAGGAUUGUUAG
Messenger RNA from Sparassis crispa, 1506 nucleotides. RefSeq names its product Ornithine decarboxylase. Gene Ontology annotation, molecular function: ornithine decarboxylase activity. The transcript is spliced from 3 exons. The coding region runs from base 1 to 1506 and encodes 501 amino acids. Gene Ontology annotation, cellular component: cytoplasm. The record is from RefSeq and is a predicted model, not a curated record. NCBI's taxonomy places the organism in Eukaryota, Fungi, Basidiomycota, Agaricomycetes, Polyporales, Sparassidaceae.